AUGGUUGGUGCUGAUGAGAUGGAUUUUCCAUUUGCAGUGGCGACUUCGGUGAUAACCAGCACAGCGGAAGAGGAAGCGCGUGAGCACAAGCUCAUGGCCUUUAGCGGAGGCAUUCCAACGAAGGUCAUCAAAAGUUGCAAGCCAUCUCCAACUGGGUCCACUAUGAGUUACUCCACGUGUAGCUCACCAUAUUUCAGUGACUCUGAAGAAGAAGUUGUGGCGAAAAAGCCAUGUUUAACCAGUCUCAAGGUAGAUCAAGCGGUCAAUACGGAUCUGCCGAUGGCUGAGCCAGCUCCAGUGAUAAAAAUCCCUGACAACGUCAUCCGUCCGAUUCCACUCCUCCCGACUUACACUGUACACCUGAUUACUCACGAUCAAGAUGAUCAAACUGAUAAGAGAGCACCCGAUCACCCUGUGCCAAUCACGGAGGAAGCUCCUGGAAUUCCGGUGAAACUAGAUAAUAUUCAAUUGCCUAAUGUUAGAACCAUAAUAGAUGUCCACGACCAACAAGUUAGACGGCACAGGUAUAGAAAAUAUAUAACCGACGAGCAGUAUAGAAUCGUUUGGCAUGCAACCCCAGCGGAUGAGAAUGCGGAUCAAGUGAAGUUUACGGUUCCAUUCACUGUGGAUAAGAGCAAUUUUAUUAUAAAAGGAAGUUUUGCAACUGUGCCUGCUGGAUUAUGGUCGAGAACAUUGGAAUCGGUGUUACAAAGAGCUGAAACACUAGAAGAUCUCCGAAAAACUAUCAGCGAAAAAGUCCCAAUGAGAACGAGCAGGCCUGCUUACAUGACCGCAUCGAGAAGACACCAAAAUGACAUUCGUAUCCGAUCUACCCGUGAUCACGCGCAUGAAUACUGCAUAGCUGAAUCCUAUUAA
Messenger RNA from Caenorhabditis remanei, 876 nucleotides. RefSeq lists its product as uncharacterized. Bases 1 to 876 code for a protein of 291 amino acids. NCBI's taxonomy places the organism in Eukaryota, Metazoa, Nematoda, Chromadorea, Rhabditida, Rhabditidae. The record is from RefSeq and is a predicted model, not a curated record. The transcript is spliced from 6 exons.